This is a messenger RNA of Prorocentrum cordatum, 1744 nucleotides long. NCBI's taxonomy places the organism in Eukaryota, Dinophyceae, Prorocentrales, Prorocentraceae. The record is from the annotation of a GenBank genome assembly.
GUUCCCGGCGGUGACCAGGUUGGGCAGAGUUUACCUCCUGCUCGGCCAGGCCUCGCCGCUGGGGCCCCCCUCGUCUCGAGCUGCAUUGUGCAGUAAGGAGUCUUUGGUUCUUCAUGCUGUACACGGUGCUCUCACUAUGAGGGACGACGGCGGCGCCGCGUUGGCUGCAUCUCUUGUGGAGGCAAAGGUCCGCGCUGCUGUUCAGGCAGGUGCCCCGCGCAGGACUGUCGCAGCCGCCGCGGCUGCCGUGGCCUCGGUCAUGGCGGCGACGCGGUGUGGCGUUGGUCCGGCGCAGGGCGCCCCUGAUCCCGCUGCCGCCGGUUCGGCCGGUUCCCGGCGGCAGCGGAGGAGGCUGAAGAAGAAAACUAUGAUGUGCAGGUCGGGGCAGGACGCUGUCCUUGGGGAGCCUGUCGGGCAGACCCUAAAGACUCAGCGUGUUGAUCAUGAGGUAGCGCACGUGGGUUCGCACGUUCCUGUUCCUGCUCAGACGGCAGCUGAUGUGAAGAUGUCGGAGUUGGAGAAGGAGAACGAGGAUGUGGAGAUUCGUGGAAGAUCGGAAGUGGUUCCUGUUUCUGUUGAUCCAGGUGUUCUGAAAGAGGAGUUGCAUGAUGAGGAGUUGCAGGGUGAGGAGUUGCAGAAUGAGGAGUUGCAGAAGGCUGAUCAUGAUGUUGAUCAUGAUAUAUCUUGUUAUCACAGGUCCAGUGGUGAUCAUGGUGCCUCUGAUUUUCAUGUUGGGAGCUCUUCAUCUAGGCGAGUCCAGUUUGAUGAUCGGCCUUCAGUGGUUUCUUAUGAGAUACCCCUUCAAGCGAGGCUGCGUCCCAUAUCGAGGAGGCCGAAGAAGAAAACUAUGAGUUGCAGGUCGGGGCAUGAUGCUGUCCUUGGGGAGCCUGUAGGGCAGACCCUAAAGACUCAGCGUGUUGAUCAUGAGGUAGCGCACGUGGGUUCGCACGUUCCUGUUCCUGCUCAGACGGCAGCUGAUGUGGAGAUGUCGGAGUUGGAGAAGGAGAACGAGGAUGUGGAGAUUCGUGGAAGAUCGGAAGUGGUUCCUGUUUCUGUUGAUCCAGGUGUUCUGAAAGAGGAGUUGCAUGAUGAGGAGUUGCAGGGUGAGGAGUUGCAGAAUGAGGAGUUGCGGAAUGAGCAGUUGCAUUGUUCUCAUUCUAAAGAUUCUAUGACUUCACACCCUGGGAGUUCAACGACUGGGAGUUUAUCUAAUGCAGUUGUGAGUUCAGCAGUGACGGAGGACGAGUGUCAAGCUGCCAGGGACUGGGCCCUUGCCGGUGUCGGUGUCAGUGCUCUUUGGCGUGAGCUACACCGACUCCCGAGACAGGAGUUUCAGCGUAGGACUGAGGCUCUUGAUGCAUACAGGCUGCAAUUGGGAAUUGAAAGUUCCGUGGAGGAUGAUUCGCAACAAGGGGGUCCUCAGAGUUCUACUUCCAGGAGUGCAUUGACGCGGAGCGGCAAGAAGCAUCGGAAACGGCACAGAUGUUGCACGUGUGAUUGAUCCUGCACGCUUGAUUUGUCAUUGCGUUGCCUUUCUUCAUGCGUGUGUGUGUUGUCGUGCAUGCGCGUGUGUUGAAUAAGAGCUUCGCUUGAUCCCUCAAAGUAGGUCAUUCGUUGCUUCCUUGAUUUGAGUGCUCAUUGACCUCUGAACGUGACUUUCCGUGAUUUGUCACGUGGUGCCUCAAAGUAGGCCUUCGAUCUUAUCUGCAUUCUGACCUUUAUUUAAUCUCUUGUGCAUUCUCAG